Carassius auratus (goldfish) is the source of this 5369-nucleotide messenger RNA. RefSeq names its product serine/threonine-protein kinase B-raf. Gene Ontology annotation, molecular function: MAP kinase kinase kinase activity; ATP binding. NCBI's taxonomy places the organism in Eukaryota, Metazoa, Chordata, Actinopteri, Cypriniformes, Cyprinidae. Gene Ontology annotation, cellular component: plasma membrane; cytosol; mitochondrion. Gene Ontology annotation, biological process: MAPK cascade; protein phosphorylation. Bases 43 to 2496 code for a protein of 817 amino acids. The transcript is spliced from 20 exons. The record is from RefSeq and is a predicted model, not a curated record.
UCUUUCCUCUAUUAUUUUCCACUCAGUUUCUCGUGGUUUAAAAUGGCGGCGUUGAGCAGCGCCGAGUCCCCACCGCCCGUCUUCAACGGAGACACCAUGAACCGCGAUCCGGAGCGGGACCCGGGGCUGGACGAGCUGGGCGCGGGGCUCGAACCCGCCUGUCCCGGAGGAGCGGCGAUCCCCGAAUGUCAACAGGACAUUCCCGAGGAGAUAUGGAACAUCAAACAGAUGAUUAAGUUAACCCAAGAGCACCUAGAAGCCCUUUUAGAUAAGUUUGGAGGAGAACACAACCCCCCAUCUAUAUACCUGGAGGCCUAUGAAGAGUACACUAGUAAGCUGGAUGCAUUACAGCAGCGGGAACAGCAGCUUUUGGAGGCCAUUGGGAACGGAACAGAGUUCUGCUCCUCGCCCACACCCCCCCUGCUGGAUGUGAAGGGCCCGGGCAUCCAGAACGCACCCGCUGCCCCAAACACCUUGGCUGUCCUGCAGACCCCCACAGAUGUGACACGAGGAAAUCCCCGCUCGCCCCAAAAACCCAUCGUAAGGGUUUUCCUGCCCAACAAACAGAGGACAGUGGUUCCAGCUCGUUGUGGGAUGACAGUGAGAGACUCCUUAAAGAAGGCUCUGAUGAUGCGAGGCCUGAUCCCAGAAUGCUGUGCAGUUUACAGGGUUCAGGAUGGGGAGAAGAAGCCUAUUGGCUGGGACACAGACAUUUCCUGGUUGACAGGGGAGGAGCUUCACGUUGAGGUUUUAGAGAAUGUGCCACUGACGACCCAUAAUUUUGUGCGAAAGACCUUCUUCACGCUGGCCUUCUGUGACUUUUGCCGGAAGCUGCUGUUUCAAGGCUUCCGCUGCCAGACGUGCGGCUACAAGUUCCACCAGCGCUGCAGCACAGAGGUCCCGCUCAUGUGUGUCAACUACGAUCAGCUGGAUUUAUUGUUGGCAUCAAAAUUUCUGGUGCACCACCCCAUGACCCAGGAGGAGGUGUCAUCAGAGGGCACGACACCCAUGUCAGAGAUGUGUCCAUCCAUCCCUCCAUCCGAGUCCACUGGGUCUCUGUGCCAUCCUUCUGUGUCCCCGUCCAAAUCCAUCCCUAUCCCACAGUCCUUUAGACCUGGAGAGGAUGACCACCGCAACCAGUUUGGCCAGAGGGACCGCUCUUCCUCAGCCCCUAACGUCCAUAUCAACACCAUCGAGCCGGUCAACAUUGAUGAUUUGAUCCGUGAUCAAGGCUUACCGAGGUCAGAUGGAGCCCCCUCGCAACACCCAGCCCGCUGCUUGAGGAAGAACCGAACACGGACCUCAAGCCCCCUUCUGUCCUCCCACCCCAAUGACAUUGUCUUUGAUUUUGAGCCUGAGCCAGUGUUCAGAGGCACCACAACAGGCCUGUCGGCCACACCUCCUGCCUCCCUGCCUGGUUCCCUGCCCAAUGUGAAGGUGUCCAAAUCACCCUGCCAACCGAGAGAGCGGAAGCCAUCGUCUUCCUCUGAGGACCGCAAUAAAAUGAAAACCCUGGGUCGACGGGACUCAAGCGAUGAUUGGGAGAUCCCAGAAGGUCAGAUCACCCUGGGACAGCGGAUAGGAUCGGGCUCUUUUGGAACAGUCUACAAGGGGAAGUGGCAUGGUGAUGUAGCGGUAAAGAUGUUGAAUGUCACAGCUCCCACUCCACAGCAGCUGCAGGCCUUUAAGAAUGAAGUGGGGGUCCUCAGGAAAACCCGCCAUGUGAACAUCCUGCUCUUCAUGGGCUACACCACCAAACCCCAGCUGGCUAUUGUUACACAGUGGUGUGAAGGCUCGAGUCUCUACCACCACCUGCACAUCAUCGAGACCAAGUUUGAGAUGAUCAAGCUGAUUGACAUUGCCCGGCAGACGGCUCAGGGCAUGGACUAUCUCCAUGCCAAGUCCAUCAUCCAUAGAGAUCUGAAGAGUAACAAUAUAUUUCUUCAUGAGGACCUAACAGUAAAGAUUGGUGAUUUCGGUCUGGCUACAGUGAAAUCCCGCUGGAGUGGCUCGCAUCAGUUUGAGCAGCUUUCUGGCUCUAUCUUGUGGAUGGCUCCAGAGGUGAUCAGACUGCAGGAUAAAAACCCAUACAGUUUCCAGUCGGAUGUCUACGCGUUUGGCAUUGUGCUCUAUGAGCUCAUGUCAGGGGCUCUGCCUUACUCUAACAUCAACAACAGAGACCAGAUUAUCUUCAUGGUUGGCCGGGGUUACCUGUCUCCUGACCUGAGCAAAGUGCGCAGUAAUUGCCCCAAGGCCAUGAAGAGACUUAUGGCAGAUUGUCUGAAGAAAAAGCGAGAGGAGAGACCUCUUUUCCCUCAGAUCCUGGCCUCUAUUGAGUUAUUGGCACGCUCUUUGCCUAAGAUCCACCGCAGCGCUUCUGAACCAUCCCUAAACCGCGCUGGAUUCCAGACAGAGGACUUCAGCCUGUACGCCUGUGCUUCCCCCAAGACGCCCAUCCAGGGUGGUGGCUAUGGUGAAUUCUCAGCGUUUAAAUAGUGCUGCAAGUCCAAAACUCCAUCCCUUGUCAAUUUUUACGACGUCUUGUGUUCCUACGGUGGGUUCAUCCAUAACACAGAAAAGGACUAGUUUUCAAAGAAUGUGCUGUUUUUCUUCCUCUUUACCCGAAGAGCUACGGCCUCAAUGGAAUUGCUUUAAAAUAAAAUGAUCUCUGCAGGGUGUCAUUGCUGAUUUUGCAAAAAUCUCAUAAACAUCACAUAGGACAAUAUGUGAGAUUAUACACACAAUGCAGCGUACAACAAAAAUGACUGAUGUGAGAAACCAACAGCUGCUCACUGGAAAGAAAAAGGCAAACAAACCCAAACAGAUUUUGGCAGGGGAUGAAAACCUUUCCCCAAGAAGGAAGAUAAAUGGGUAUGGGAUGAAUGAUAUUGGGAGCACAAGCCCCGCCUUUGCUCCACCCCUGGAGUGGAACAACACACAGCACUGGCCAAUCAGAAAACAGGGCCCAGUGGCAUGGAACGAUGGGAAAAUGGCAUAAAGAGAGGACGUCAAGUCGCAGUCAUGGAAAGGUGCUGAAUGUCAGGAGAUAACUUGAACGAUAUUUAGAAACGUUUUUUCUCUUGAGGCGAGAUUUCGCCUGUGGCUGGAGUUACUUAUAACACCGAUUUCUUUGGUCUUCAGCAUUUUUUCCCCCUCAAGGGUCAUAUGUUGUAGAUAAACAGACCCUUUUUCAGUUACAGAUAUAGUUUUUGAACAGUGGUAAAUGAAGCAACCAUCGAAAGACCUCUUUUUUUUUCUUUUUCUUUUUUAAUAUACAUAUAUAUUCUGUAGGUUUUUUUUGCUUUUAGUUCUAUGUCAAGGCAAACUAGUAUUUUUUUAAUUAAUUUAUUUUGCAUUUCACAUGUCCCACGCAGAGAAGCCUGGGGAAAUGUUUUUUGCCUCUCUUGGAUCGGCACAAAUACCAUCAGAUAUGUCCGAGGUGGGCAAAAUCAAAUGGGGUUCCGUGCUUCUAAAGAAUGUGAUUUAGUUUGAUUCAGUUUCGCCUCUUUAUAGUAGCUGACGUUAUGUUUCUGAACAAGUCAAAGGUUAUAUUAUUUAAAUUUUCUUGUAGAAAAACCCACUGUAUAAAGCAAACACGAAGCCUUGCUAUAGAGUAACAAUGUGGGUGUAUUUCAGAUGUAUUUCUGUACUUUUCACUACAACUUUAAGCUUAAAAAAUUCAUUUGAGGCCAUAACGGUUAACAGAAUUUUUUUUACAUUUUAUUUGGACCUUGCACCGCUGGAUUCAUUCCGAUAUAUUUGUUCACGGGUCAUAGCUUUUUUUUUAAGUUUAAGUUUUUCGUGUUUUAGACAGGCAGGCCUGCAAAGUUACAUUUAUUUAUAUUGCUUUAUUUGUAUUACUUUUUGUUCGGUGUUGUUAUAUACACAUGUAUAGUUUCUCUCACUCAUUCUGUGAUUUGUUAAAAUGAACAUUACACAGUGUGUCUGUGCACUUUGUAUACACGAUGCAGAUAAGCAAAUUUGCCUUUUUAAAGACUUAAUAUAUUUUGUCAUAUGAAGAGGUUAAAGCAUGGUUAACGGAUUGCAAAAUGAAUGAAAAUUGAUUUCAAAAGCAGGCAGGGCCAUGGGACACUAAAAACCAAAGCUUAAUCCAACCUCCUAACGCCAUCUGCGUCCACCUUCACGGGGAACGGUUAUCUGGAUCUUCGGCCAAAUCGAUUCGCCAUAUGACUCGAACAGGCAACAAAGUGACGACUCUUUGUUUCAAUUUGGUCCAAAGACUACUGCAUCAACCCUCUAGCAUAGCUUUGGGCUGUAGUGACACUAUCACUGUGUAGCCCUGAAGUUCACCUAGACAUUGUGGACAGUGGAAGUGCCCUUGUAAGGAUGCUUUUCGUUAUUUUGGUCUCUACAUAGUGAAUUAAGUGGCUCCGCCUUUUUUUUUUCUCGUAGGAAAUUACGCAUUGUUGCUUCCGGCUCCACAAAAUGCUUGAUGUUGCACAGAUAACUGAGGCUGUGCGCUUGGUUCGCCACUCAUGCUCUGUUACAAAAGAGAGGACAUGCGCCCCAUCUUCUUGCUUCUGUUGAGAUAGAUUCAAUUAUUUAUUUUGGUCCUCUUUUUUUGGGUUAUUUUUAUAAGGACAAUGCUCUGUGAAUUGGUUCUGCCACUUAAACUUGCCAUUAAGGAGAGAGGAGCUCCAGGGAUCCUUUGGGAUGUGACGGUGGUCACUGUUUUCACAUGUAUUGUUUUUGACGAGACGUUUGAAUGAACUUGUUACCAGAUUAAGCUGACAAACCUAACGUAUGGAGACGGUAGAGGUGUAUUUUAAGAAUGCUGUAUUUAUUUUCUAUGGGAAUGUUAUUGAAGAUGUCUGACUUGUGAAGGAUUGAUCCUUCUUGACUGGAAUACUUGGGGACCUGCUUAAUUACAACUUGGAGAUAAACAUAUAUAUAUAUAUUUAGAUCCUUUAUAGCCAUUUUACUUUAACUACCCAAACCCCCAUUUUAGUUGCUUUUUAAAGCCUUCACCAAAAUUAUCUGUAUCACAUUCCUUUCUGUUGUCUUGCCUGCACUUUAACCCCCCCCCCCACACACACACACACACACACACCGCUAAUUCAAGCUAGAACUAUUAUACAAAUGUUUGGGAGACUCUUUUCAUCUGUAAAUAGCUGUACAAAUGAAGUACUGUCCGUUUGCUAGAAGGCAUGGAGAUAAAAACAAUGAAAUGACUUCAAAUGUUUCAACUUAAGAAAUAAAGGUUAAGAAAAGACAUUUUGAUAGAUGAAAUUCUGAGAAAAUAUUUCUGUGUAAAAAUAUUUAAGACUGUAUUAUAUAAAAGGAAAAGAGCUUAAUGUAUUUGUUGUGAAUAUGAAAAACUGAUAUAUUAAAGAAGUGCAUGAAAACUG